This is a messenger RNA of Eucalyptus grandis, 1819 nucleotides long. Its product is annotated as purine permease 1. The record is from RefSeq and is a predicted model, not a curated record. The coding region runs from base 433 to 1515 and encodes 360 amino acids. Gene Ontology annotation, molecular function: purine nucleoside transmembrane transporter activity. NCBI's taxonomy places the organism in Eukaryota, Viridiplantae, Streptophyta, Magnoliopsida, Myrtales, Myrtaceae. The transcript has 2 exons. Gene Ontology annotation, cellular component: membrane.
CAAGAGCAUUUAAUCCUUGAAAGCAUAUUUAUUCCUAAAUCUAGAUUGGAGAAGAUAGCUCGUAUAUCUAGAAUUAGAUGUGGGAGGAGAGAGUCUGUAGAUGAUCUGAAUCGGGAGAGAAAAGGAAACAAGAAAAGAACCGAAAGGCACCAACAAAGUCAAAAGGAGAGGGGACCAGGUAAGGCUCACCAGGGUUGAAGAAGACGAUGGAGAUGGAGAUGGAGAUGGAGACGGAGAUGGAGAUGGAGGAGGGAGAGAAGGGAACGGUCAAAUUGAAAUUACUUUGUUGGAUUAUUUAAUUAGAGAACGACUGAUAAAUCUUGGUGAAGGAUUGACUAGAAAGUAGAAACUAUCCCAAGGGACGAGAGAGAGAGAGAGAGAGGACAGAGCGAGCCAGAGCGAACCAGAGCGAACCAGAGCUUGAGCUUGGUCAUGGCGGAAACCGUGGCAGAUCCCCGACGCAAAGGCCUAAAACGCCUCUUCCUCGUGCUCAACUGCAUCAUGCUCUCCGUCGGCACGUGCGGCAGCCCGCUCAUCAUGCGCCUCUACUUCGUCCGCGGCGGAGCCCGCAUGUGGCUCGUCAGCUGGCUCGAAAUGGGCGCCUGGCCGAUGCUCCUCGUCCCCCUCGGGGCAGCCUACUCCCGCCGCCGCUCCGCCGAGGGCCCCACCGCCCGCCUCGUCCUCAUGGACCGCUUCCUCUUCGCCGCCGCGGCUGGUAUCGGGGUUCUCCUGGGCCUCGACAACUACUUCUACGCGUACGGGGUGGGUCGACUCCCCGUCUCGACGUCGGCCCUGCUCAUCGCGACGCAGCUGGCCUUCACGGCCGGGUUCGCGUUCCUGCUGGUGAGGCAGCGGUUCACGUCGUGCUCGAUCAACUCGAUAUUCCUGCUGACGAUCGGGGCGGGGGUGCUGUCGAUGCACACGAGCAGCGACCGGCCGGCGGGGGAGUCGAAGGGGGCGUACUUCACGGGGUUCUUCAUGACGCUUGGGGCGGCGGCGCUGUACGGUUUGGUACUGCCGCUGGUGGAGCUGAUGUACAAGAAGGCCAACCAGGCCGUCACUUACUCGCUGGUCUUGGAGAUUCAGUUGGUGAUGUGCUUCUUCGCCACCGCUUUCUGCACCGUCGCCAUGCUGGUCAACAAGGACUUCCAGGCGAUUCCUAGAGAAGCAAGGAACUACGAGCUCGGAGAAGCCCGAUACUACGUGGUGCUCGUGUGGACCGCGAUCAUCAAUCAAUUCUUUUUCUUGGGAGCCAUAGGGGUCAUCUUCUAUGCCUCCUCUCUAUUCUCAGCAGUCAUCAUCGCCACUCUUCUCCCGUUCACCGAGAUCCUAGCCGUCAUAUGCUUCCAGGAGAAGUUCCAGGCGGAGAAAGGGGUGGCCCUCGCCCUCUCGCUCUGGGGCUUCGCUUCCUACUUCUACGGCGAAUUCAAACUUGCCAAGAAGGAAAAAGAAGCAACGGCAGGGACGGUGAUUAAACCUGCAGAGACGGAAAUGCAUCAACAAGGCCUUCCCUGAAGGCAAAAGUCGAAAGACAUGGCUCAUACUUACCCAGCUGUUGUAAUCGGUCUGUCAUAAUUCCGGCCCUGAUAUUAUUCCUAUGAAAGUAACAAGAGGGCCUUCUACAUCAUUUGCGAGGUGAUAACUGUCAACUUUCAAUUGCAUACUGUCCCACAGCGUUGCCGUUAGCGAUGUGUAUUGUAGCAUAAUGUGUUGAGUCCUUUUUAUUCCAUUUUAGACAGUUGGAUUUGUAACGUAAACAAAUAUUCAAGAAAAAAAAACAGAAUUGCAAAUUGUAAUUUAGGAUUUGUGUUGCUUCUUA